ACUUUCAUUACGUUAUAAUCCUUUUAACAGAAACAAUUCAAAAAUGUAUUAGUGCUGUUUGCAGCACCGUCGACACAUUUUCCAUUCAAGUUAAAGUACAAAAAGUGAUCACAAUUAAAAGAAUGUUAGUCUUUAUAAUAGUUUCAUUGUUUGCCAGUGUUAAGUGUCAGGUUGAUUUAGUGAACUUCUUUGGAGAAUGUCAAAAAACGGAAGAAACCUUUGAUGACUGCGUCAAAGACGGAUUAAAUUCCUUGAGAGCUUACUUUAAAACAGGGUUGCCUGACUAUAACAUUGCCCCUUUUGACCCAUUUUUUGCGGCCGAGGUGCCGCAAAAACGGAGUGGACCUUUUUUUAAUUACAAAUUAAUUCUUCGUAAUGUCACAGAAUCUGGAUGGACCUCGUCUCAAGUUAACAAAUUCAGAACUGAUUUUAAUAAACAUUUCAUCGAGUUUACUCAAUUUUUUCCUGAUAAAAAAUUGAGUGGGUUGUAUGAAAUUGAAGGGACUUUCUUCGGUAACAAAAUCACGAAUCAAGGGUCAUGGAAUUUGAACUUGUUUGAUUAUGUACAAACCAUGACGGUUACGAGAAAACCACGGCGAGAUGCAAGUGGACAAAUUAUUCCAAAUCCACCGCUGAAAGUCCAAGUUAAUGUCCAGUCUUGCAACAAAUUGGAACUUCAUAUUGGACAUUUAGCUGGAGGUAGAACCAUUGUUGAAAACAUGUUGGAUUGGGUCAUCAACAACGCAUGGCAGCCGGGUUUUGUAAUUCUAAGGCCGCUGAUAAACGAUUUAGUAGCUACGGCAUUUACGGAAAUAUUGAAUAAAAAUUUCCAAAACUUCCCGUUUGAAAAAGUGUUUCCUAAUUAAAUUUCAUCACGAGUACAUGUAUUAUUAUGUCAUUUUUCUUUGCACAAAAUUUGUAAAUUACAAUAAUUGACAAAAUUACAAAAAUUUAAUUAGCAUUUGGCAAUUGUAAGUAAUCAGUGCACAUUACUCUAUUGUUAUUAAUUAUUGUUUCAUAGAAUCAUUUGUAAUAUAAUUACAUAUACGGACGCAGUUUUAAAUUUUCAUGUUGCCAUAAUUAAAAAUUUUGUUCAAAAUAUGUUUUGUAAAAGCGAAAUUAUAGGAUUAUAUUUUUGAAAGAUUAUAUUAGGGAAUAGUGUUCUAUUUAUUGUACUAUAGACAUUCACAUAAUCUUGUAAUUACAUUGCACCAAUAGCAUUCAAAAAAGAAAUAAAUUUGUACUUAAAUUUUAAAAAAAUUGUUUUCACUAUUACUAAAUAAGUAAAUAAAUAGGUUUAUGUAAAGUAAAAUUAUUAAUGUUUAAGCAACAAUUCUUCUAGUCAUUAAAUUUGCAUUGUAACACUACAUAUUAUUAGCGUAACUUUAGAACAUUAACAGAGCCGGGGAUGGCAAUAAGUAAAUAUUUAUUUAUAAUAAAACAUUAUAAUUAGUAUGUUUUAAGUUAUUUAGAUUAGAUCUAACAGCACGUAUAAUAUAAUUUCAUUAUUUUCUCUAUAAUGUUGGCCUGACAUAAUAAUACGAGAGUUAUAAAUAUAAUAUUUUUCCCACAAAAAUAUAAAGCAGCGUUGUAGUUUAUACUGCCCCAGUUAUUGAUUAUCCACCUACACCUUUAUGUAAAUUUUUACGUAUUUGUAUAAAAUAGAAAUUGCACGCAAAAUAAUCAAUGAACGAGUUUAGAAAAUGAGUAUUUUUUGCUAAAUCUGUUUUGUAUUCUGUGGGUUUACUGCAAAAAUUGUCCAAGUCGUUUUACAACUAAAAAUAGUCAGAAACAAAAUAUCGUAAAUAAUUUUUUUACAGUGGUAUUAGUAUACUUAAUUAAAACAAAAUUUAAAAACAAAAGAUUAAUAUUUAUGAAAAAUCGCACUACAUACUUGUAUUUCUGGAAAUAUACAGGGUGAGUCGUAAUUAAGUGUAAAAAAAUACCAAAUAAGCUUUCUUUCUAGGUAUGUCAUUAAACGUCAAAAUACAAAACACACAAUGUAAUUUAAAUAGAACUCUAGCAACAUUCUGUAUGUUUGAAUUAAUUGUUUUGUUUUGGCUAAAAAAAGCGUGUUACAUUUUUAAAACCUAAUUAUGGUUCCCUUAAUAUACAUAUAAGCAUAUGACUGUGUACCUACUACUAAAUAUACAUAACUAUUGUAAUUAUAGAUAACUAAAAGAAAACUAAUAAACUGAAAAUUACUGGUAUUAGUAGGUAGUGUAGAAUUGUAGAUGUAUAAUGAUAAUUACAUACCAGGUUAUCCAAACGUUUUUUGCUUAAACUAUUUAUUUUUUGGUAAAACUAAUUGAUGAAUGAUAAAGUACUAUAAAAAUGUGAUGUUUUAUCAAAAAUAAAGUUUUUCGAAAUUU
Messenger RNA from Tribolium madens (black flour beetle), 2372 nucleotides. RefSeq lists its product as uncharacterized. Bases 123 to 866 code for a protein of 247 amino acids. The record is from RefSeq and is a predicted model, not a curated record. The transcript is spliced from 5 exons. NCBI's taxonomy places the organism in Eukaryota, Metazoa, Arthropoda, Insecta, Coleoptera, Tenebrionidae.